GCUGAGUUACUUCCACCUGAUGUCACAGCGCAGCGCUGGCUGCCGGAUGUAGGGACCCAUGCAGCUCAUGCUCAGCUCGUUUACAGGUAGGAAACAUGGCCGCGGAAGGGGAUGUGGAGCUGGAGCUGGAAACUGAGGAGAACUGCAGCGAGCGGCCGGCGGAUAAGCCCCGGAAACAUGACAGCGGUGCGGCGGAUCUGGAGCGGGUGACUGACUAUGCGGAGGAGAAGGAGAUCCAGAGCUCCAACCUGGAGACGGCCAUGUCCGUUAUUGGUGACAGACGGUCAAGAGAACAGAAAGCAAAACAAGAAAGAGAAAAGGAGCUGGCAAAAGUUACCAUCAAGAAGGAAGAUGUGGAGCUUAUUAUGAAUGAAAUGGAAAUCCCGCGCACAGCAGCAGAACGCAGUCUGCGAGAACACAUGGGAAAUGUAGUGGCAGCACUCAUCGCACUGACUAACUGAGCAUCUGUGCAUUACAGAUGGCGUUCUCUAAGAGACAUACAGCGGUAAUUGGAGCAACAGUGAGAACCACCGAUCAAGGGGCCUGUUCGUUAUACAGAGGUGGGCAACAUGUGGCUCUCUAGCUGUUGUGGAAAUACAAGCCCCAGCACUUCCUGGGAGUACAUGCUAAGACUUGUAGUCCCACAGCAGCUGCUGCACCUAUGUUGCCCAUGCCUGUAUAAUGGUUUAUAACGGAUUCUGUCUGGGACAUGCUGAUGUUUUUUCACUCAUUUAACUUAGGACACAGAAUAUCUCUGGCUCAAAUCUUCUAACGUAUUUUGAAUAAAAGUAAAUGUAAUAAGGAUGUAUAAGUGUAAUCACGUGUUUUAAGCACAAGUACGCAGUAUGAAAGUUACAUUCUAAUAACGUACAUAAUAAAUGCAAUCGGUGACCUCUUCCUGUUCUGCAAUAUCUUUUACAUGGACUUUCCCAUAUUACUAUGUAUUGAAAAUGGCGCCAACAUGACUUUUCCUGAAUUUUUUUUUUUUAAAUAAAUGUCAUGCAAAGUAUA
Molecule: messenger RNA, 1011 nt
Organism: Pseudophryne corroboree (corroboree frog)
Lineage: Eukaryota; Metazoa; Chordata; Amphibia; Anura; Myobatrachidae
Gene: HYPK
Product: huntingtin interacting protein K
Exons: 4
Coding region: 96-461 (121 amino acids)
Biological process (GO): protein stabilization; negative regulation of apoptotic process
Source: RefSeq, a predicted model, not a curated record